Molecule: messenger RNA, 1465 nt
Organism: Ailuropoda melanoleuca (giant panda)
Lineage: Eukaryota; Metazoa; Chordata; Mammalia; Carnivora; Ursidae
Gene: TSLIG3C
Product: family with sequence similarity 98 member C
Exons: 8
Coding region: 88-1164 (358 amino acids)
Cellular component (GO): tRNA-splicing ligase complex
Source: RefSeq, a predicted model, not a curated record
GGGGCGCCGACUGCCCACGCCGCUCCUGGGGCGGGGCCUCCCGCCGGCCGGCAGGGGGCGCGCGCCUGGCGAAGAAGCGACGCUUUCAUGGAGGGGGCGGAGGCGGAAGCGCGGGAGGGGGCCGCUGUGGCCCGGGACCUGCUGGCCUUGGGGUAUGAGGGCUUCUCGGGGGCCCAGUCGCUGGGCGCCUCGUGUCCACACUUCAGGGCGCUGUGCGCGCGGCUGGCGGCGGAGCUGGCGACUCUGGGCGCCCUGGAGCGGGAGCGAGGGGAGAGCGCGGAGGCGCUGAGGGCCGGCGACGGCCCCGGCGAGGAGGACGAAUUCCUGCGACAGUUGGCCGGCCUGCUGCGGGAGUUGCACUGCCCGGACCGCGCGCUCUGCGGCGGGGAUGGCGCGGCGGCGCUGCGGGAACCCGGCGCCUCCCUGCGCCUGCUGCGUUUUCUCUGCUCGGAGCUCCAGGCUGCCCGCCUCCUUCGUCUGUACCCCCGGCUGGAUCCCAGCCCCGCACCGCUCUGUGGGGAAGGGGCAGAGGAGGGAGCUGGCAUGGUUCAGGAACUGGUCCUUACCCUCCAGGCUCUGGGGCUACCCAGACCGACGCCUGGGACCGCCGCCAGCCGGCUGCUGUGGCAGUUGCAUGACAAGAUCUCUGAGCUGCUGCCUUCCCUGCCCCCAGGGUUCCUGCAGCCCCUUCUCAGCUUCCCGCUGGAUGCACCCAGAUGGGAGGCAUUGGAGUCUCUGUGCCAAAGGCUGGGAGAUCAGUACUGCUGCCGCCGCUGCCUUCUCCUGAAACGCCUGGACCUCACAGCAUCUUCUUUCCACUGGAGUGAUCGGGCAGAGGUGUGGGACAAGGACUUUGGCAGGAGCAGGGAGGCCCAGUUGUGGGGGCUACCACCACAGGAAGGAAGAACAAGGGCCAGGAAUAUGACCUUACAGCAGGCCCAAGGAGAAGCCAUGAAGGCAGUCCUGAUCCCAAUUCGAGAAGCUCUGACCCCAGAAUCAGAUGUUUCCAUUGCACACAUCCUGGCUGCCCGAGCGGACCUGUCUCGUCUUGUCCCAGCCACCAGCAAGGCUGCCCGCCGAGGGACCUGCUGUGCCAUCAACAAGUCUGAUCAACUCUCAGGUGCUUAUGGGCAACGUGCCAGAUCGGGGGGGCCGUCCAAAUGAGCUGGAGGCUCCCAUGCCCAGCUGGCAGAGCAGAAGAGAGGACGGAGGUGGGCGGAAGGCAGGCCGCCAGAACUGGGGUCGCAAGAAGAAGAAGAAGUAAAGGGGGACUGGUGGUUGGGAGGGGGGUCUUCUGUGACAUGCUGAUGCCAUUGGUAAUUCUUGGGGAGUCACUUUCAGUUUCUCUUGGCAUCUGGCUCCCAGGCCCCACAUCCCCUGCUCUUAAGGUCCCAAAUGUCCUCCCCCCAUCCACCACUCAACAACAAGGACCAUGUUCUCUGGAAAAUAAAUUUAAUUUAUGACA